Molecule: messenger RNA, 1011 nt
Organism: Podospora anserina S mat+
Lineage: Eukaryota; Fungi; Ascomycota; Sordariomycetes; Sordariales; Podosporaceae
Exons: 2
Coding region: 1-1011 (336 amino acids)
Source: RefSeq, a predicted model, not a curated record
AUGCCGCACAAACACACCCGUCGCGAGAAGGACGAAAACACCUUCGACCUCCCCCCAACCCAAAUAGCCAAACCACUCCCACCCACCACCAUCUCCAAAAAGAAAGAAAACGAGAAAAACAACAAGAAAAGAAAACCCCAGCAGCCAAAGAAGGGCGAUGAUCCAAAUCAGCAAAAUGACGCCCCCAAACCCAAAAAGAGAAAACGCGGCGACAAGAAUGACGAUGCGCCUCGUGCUUUCAAGAGGUUGAUGGCUAUCAAUGAGGGGAGGUUACCGCGCUCGGGGUUGGAUAAUGGUGAUGCGCCAAAGAAGAAGAAGAAGGGAGGGGACAUCAGGAAGCUAGUGGAAAAGGCGAAGGAGACGACCGCAGAGGAGAAGAGGGAAGAGCUCAAGAUCAUGCCGGGAGAGUCCAUGGCCGAGUUCAACCAGCGUGUUGAUGCUGCGCUGCCGAUUAGUGGCUUGGUUACCAAGACUAAGCUCAAGGACGGGAAGGAUCCGUUGGGGCUCAAGGUGAAGAGGACGUUGAAGGAGAAGAAGAUGCAUAAUAUGUAUGCCGAGUGGAGGAUGAUUGAUGCGAAGAUCAAGGAGAAGAGGGAGGAGGAACUUGAGGAGCUGGAGGAGAAGGAGAUGGAGAAUGAGGCCAUGGGGGUUUCUUGGAAGCUGGAGCAGGAAGCUGGGAAGAAGAAGAAGGGGAAGAAGAAGACAAAGUAUAUUGGGGAGGAUAAUGGGCCCGAGGGGGAUCCGUGGGCGGAGAUCAAGAAGAAGAGGAAUGAGGGGAAGGUUGGGUUGAAUGAGGUUGCGCAAGCGCCGCCCGAGUUGACGAAGCCGAGGAUGAAUAGCUUGGUGAGGGGGGCGAAGGUGCAGGUUGCGGAUAUUCCAAAGGCGGCGGGGAGUUUGAGGCAGAGGGAGGAGUUGCAGGGGAUUAGGGAGAAUGUGGUGGAGCAGUAUCGCAAGCUGAUGGAGGGGAGGAGGGCGGCGUUGGCUGCGGAGGGGAAGGAGAGGGAUGAUUAG